AAACCAAAAAUUCCAGAAGAAAUGGAAAGAACCGAGCAAAAGAAGAUUGAAGAAGGAAAAGUCUCUGCAAAGAGACUAUUGACUCUCUUUUGGUCCAUUUCCUUAUGUAAUCCAUGGCGUAUUCAUCAUCUAUCAACCCAACAACCCCCCUUUUGUUAUUUCAAAGAUUUUGACUUUCCGUUCACCUCAUUUUCCCCUUCUUAAAACACAGAUUUUCCCAGAAACCCAACUACGGAAAUCGCCCCAGAGUCAGAGAAAACUUGAAGGUUUUGUAGUUUGAAUUAUGGGAAAUUGUUGUGUUACCCCUGGUAAAUCUGCUAAGAAGAAGAAGGAUGAGAAGGAGAAGAGCAACAAACCAAAACCGAAUCUAUUUUCAGAUGUUCAUCGUACCAAACCGGAAUCCGGAGGUGCAAACACAUUUUACGUAUUGAAAAACCCAACGGGUCAUGACGUUGGUCAGCGGUACAAUCUCGGAAGAGAGCUAGGAAGGGGUGAAUUUGGGGUAACGUAUUUGUGUACGGAUUUGGAGUCUGGCGAAAGAUUUGCUUGCAAAUCAAUACUGAAGAAGAAACUUAGGACUUCAAUAGAUAUCGAGGAUGUGAGGAGAGAAGUUGAGAUCAUGAAGCAUUUGCCGAAGCAUCUGAAUCUCGUGGCCUUGAGGGAUGCGUACGAGGAUAAAAAUGCCGUACACAUCGUGAUGGAAUUGUGCGAGGGUGGUGAGUUGUUUGAUCGGAUUGUGGCCAGGGGACAUUACACAGAACGCGCUGCAGCUGCUAUUAUGCGGACAAUAGUUGAAGUUGUUCAGAUAUGCCACAUGCGUGGAGUUAUGCAUCGCGAUCUUAAACCAGAGAAUUUUCUUUUUGCCAAUAAGAAGGAAACCGCUGCUCUGAAGGCCAUUGAUUUUGGGCUGUCUGUGUUCUUUAAGCCGGGUGAGGUCUUCAAAGAGAUAGUCGGAAGUCCAUGGUAUAUGGCCCCAGAAGUUCUAAAGCGCAAUUAUGGUCCGGAGGUUGAUGUAUGGAGUGCUGGAGUUAUCUUGUACAUUUUGCUUUGUGGUGUUCCACCUUUUUGGGCAGAAACCGAACAAGGAGUAGCUCAAGCAAUUAUACGGUCGGUAAUUGAUUUUAAGAGAGAUCCAUGGCCUAAAGUUUCUGAAAACGCCAAAGAUCUCGUGAAGAAAAUGCUUAAUCCUGAUCCAAAGCGUAGACUUACAGCUCAACAAGUUCUCGAACACCCGUGGUUAUUGGACGCAAAGGCGGCUCCAAAUGUCUCAUUGGGCGAGGUUGUCAGGUCAAGGCUUAAACAGUUCUCAGUGAUGAACAAGUUCAAGAAACGAGCUUUGGGAGUGAUAGCCGAGCACUUGUCGGUCGAGGAAGUGGCUGAUAUAAAGGAGACAUUUGAGAUAAUGGAUACACGCAACAAGGGCAAGAUAAAUCUUGAAGAACUUCGAAUUGGUUUACACAAACUCGGCCAACAAAUAAAUGAUGCAGAUCUUCAAGUCUUGAUGGAACUCGUUGAUCUUGAUGGAGACGGUACCAUAAACUAUGGCGAGUUUGUGGCCGUCAAUGUGCAUCUUAAGAGAAUGGCAAAUGAUGAGCACCUACACAAAGCUUUUGCAUUCUUUGAUCAAAACCAAAAUGGUUUUAUAGAGUUCGAAGAUCUACGUCAUGCAUUGAGUGACGAAGCGAAUGCCGAGGGUAUUGAAGGAGUAAUCAACACGAUAAUGCUUGAUGUCGACACAGACAAGGAUGGGCGAAUCAGCUACGAGGAGUUUGCUGCUAUGAUGAAGGCUGGUACCGAUUGGAGGAAAGCAUCUAGACAGUAUUCACGAGAGCGUUUUAACAGUCUUAGUUCCAAGUUGAUGAAGGAUGGUUCGUUGCAGCUGCCUGCCAACGAAUGAAGAUGAGCAACUGGAAUCCCUUACAAGAAAUAUUUUCUGAAAAAGAAGGUAAUUAGAUGAAAGCGAAGUGGGACAGUGAUGUCUUUUUUUUUUCCUUUUAUCGUCUGAAUAACGAUGGGCAGCCAUUUUGUACGAAUGUGCUUUGUUGUAGAUAAAGGUAACAAGGGUCGGUUGCCUUGUUGAGGGUUUACCUUAGGACCCACUUGAAAAUCUCGACGUUGGAGGAUCGACGUCUCCUUCGCAAAUGUUUAGAUUUUGACAAUUGUUUGUCGAUUUUGGAGUUUUAGUUUUAGAUGUUCGUUUUAACGUGUUGAGGAUUGUAGAUUCAUUCUCUUUUACGAGUUCUAUAAGAAUUUUUUUUUACCUUA
Molecule: messenger RNA, 2265 nt
Organism: Cynara cardunculus var. scolymus (artichoke)
Lineage: Eukaryota; Viridiplantae; Streptophyta; Magnoliopsida; Asterales; Asteraceae
Product: calcium-dependent protein kinase 7-like
Exons: 9
Coding region: 284-1897 (537 amino acids)
Biological process (GO): intracellular signal transduction; protein autophosphorylation; peptidyl-serine phosphorylation
Cellular component (GO): cytoplasm; nucleus
Molecular function (GO): ATP binding; calcium-dependent protein serine/threonine kinase activity; calcium ion binding
Source: RefSeq, a predicted model, not a curated record